Molecule: messenger RNA, 1582 nt
Organism: Rhinichthys klamathensis goyatoka
Lineage: Eukaryota; Metazoa; Chordata; Actinopteri; Cypriniformes; Leuciscidae
Gene: nek3
Product: NIMA related kinase 3
Exons: 13
Coding region: 71-1459 (462 amino acids)
Biological process (GO): protein phosphorylation
Molecular function (GO): ATP binding; protein kinase activity
Source: RefSeq, a predicted model, not a curated record
CACCAGUUGUAAGCAGCAUUUAUUCUGUCUGAAGCUAUUUUUUUACAGUCUAUGGUCUGAAACUGAUAUUAUGGAUCAGUACUCAUUGGUGAGAGUCAUUGGCGAAGGAUCUUUUGGUCGAGCUCUCUUGGUUCAGCAACUAAACGAAGAGAAACAAAAUUAUGUGAUGAAGGAAAUACGACUGCCAAAGGCUGAGGCUGGGAUGAGGAACAGCAGAAGAGAAGCAGUGCUUCUGUCCAGAAUGAAGCAUGCGAACAUUGUGGCAUUCAAAGACUCUUUUGAAGCUGAUGGUCAUCUGUACAUUGUGAUGGAGUUCUGCAGUGGUGGAGAUCUUCUUCAAAGGAUACGGCAACAAAAAGAUGUUCUGUUCUCAGAGGACGUGAUCCUGAAGUGGUUUACACAGAUGUGUCUAGGCACCAAACACAUUCACGACAAGAGAGUACUUCACAGGGACUUAAAAUCAAAGAACAUUUUCUUGACAGACGGUGGAACUGUGAAGGUGGGGGAUUUUGGUUCGGCUUGCACUCUUAACAGUGCAAAAGCAUUCGCUCAGACCUAUGUGGGUACUCCGUAUUACGUGUCCCCAGAGAUAUGGGACAACAAACCUUACAAUAAUAAAAGUGACGUCUGGUCUCUUGGCUGUGUCUUGUAUGAACUUUGCAGCCUCCAACACCCGUUUCAGGCUCGUAGCUGGAAGAGUCUGAUCUUGAAGGUGUGUCGAGGGACGUACGCACCCUUACCCAGUCACUUCCCCUAUGAGCUGCACUACCUCAUCAAACACAUGUUUAAGACUAACCCCAGAGACAGACCCUCAGUACACACAAUCCUCAGCUCUCACCGCGCGUCCCGACUGCUGCAGAAACACCUGACGCCAGAGAAAAAAGAACUGGUGGGAGAACGAACACGCCAUUGGAGAAAAGAGGAAGGAGAGAAAGUGGCCAUGUUUUUAGGCCAGAAGAGUUUAUUGACCACAUCUACCACUGAAGGAGCUUUGCAAGCAGGACAGUCCCGUAUGGAAAACAACAGCAGCGAUGACCCAGCUUCUCGUAAGAGGUGGGCAGUCGGAUCGUGUAAUACAGUGCUGGGGGUCCUGGGAAAUGCUGACAUCAUUUCCACUGGUAGCAUGGACACUGCAGAACGGCCUGACCUCAUUUCAGAGGCCGAGAGUGUGGAGACCCAGCGGAGACGAGUGAGGAAACAAUGGGACAAAGAUCCACCGGAGAGACUCCUGAGCGUUCUGGAGAAAGCACAGCUCUGCUAUGGCUUUGAGACGUACUCUAUACACAGAGACGCAGGGUCUUCAAGCCCAGAGCCUGGAGACAAAGUGGACGGCCCUGAGGAGACGAUCACAGACUUCAGUAGACUGGAGCCGCGCUCAGACGAUGAAGACACGGAUUUUGAAGAGGAGUGUCCGUAUGACUGGAUAAAUGAACUAGAGAAGAUGGUGGAGGAACACUAGCAACUCAAGUGUGUUAUUGUACAUGUAAAUAUGUUUUAUUUGUAUUCGAUUUUGAGGAUUCUGACAUGAAAGACAUAAGAGACUGUCGCGAAAAUAUAACAGUAAAGUGAUUUCUAAUUCCAA